ACGCUUCAAUACAAAGCUAGCUCCGACGUGUUCCGAACAAAGCAUAAAAAGCAUGACCUUCUUUUUUUAACUUUAAUAAUAAUAGAUAUGUCUAGUUCAAAGGAAGAGCAAAACAUUACCACAGGCACUGCUUCCGAGAAAGAUAGUUUAAAUGACAAGGAGGUAAACCCAACAGAAAAUUUGCAGGUAGAGCUAGAAACAACAGCUGUUGAACAACAAACUAUUCCUGCUGUUAAUGUUGAGCAAGAUUAUAGUAAAUUACCCGAACAUGUUCGCAUCCUAAAAGAAGCCUUUCCAGAUAUCGACGUAGAGGUCAUUGAAGCUAUUCUUCAGACGCAAAAUGACAAACUCGAGCCAUCCUUUGAGAUAUUACUGGGAAUGUCUGACCCUAAUUAUAACUCAACACCUAUACCACCACAAACUCAAGAAAUAACCCCCACUAUGCCACCACGACCUUCCUCUCAAUUAUCAGACAACCCAAGGUCCAGAACAAAUAGCGGUCAUGCACCUUAUGCUUAUUGGGAACAACAAUCUCAGCAAGCACCUAUAACAGUCGAAGACCAACUCCGGAUGGAUGAGGAAUUUGCCAAGAAAUUGGCCAUGGAAGACGAAUUGAGAGCUAAUAACCGUCGACAACAACAUAGUCAGCAACAACAACAGCAGCAGCAGCAGCAGUAUCAAAAACGUGAGCAGGAUAUGGACCAAGAUUCGUUAUUUAACCUUCAAGAGGAGCUACCUAUUAUUAAAGAGAAGAUGAUUGAGGCAGGGAAUGCCGCGAAAAAAAAAGUAAUGGACUUUUACAACCAACUCAAAGCGAACACUCGAAAUAAUAAUAUGCCUAACCAACAUGAGUCGGCAUCCACUUCAUCCAUCCCAACCACGCAUGCACAAUACAGAGGGCUACCUAGUGAUGACGGGGAUGAUCUUUUGACCGGUGAUAUAUCUGCGCUUCAUUUAUCCGAUUAUGAUGUAUACGCACAGACGGGUGGCAGGCAAAAGAAUAAAGAAACCAUCGUCGCGGGAUCGCCGCCGACAUCAACACCUGAAGCACAAUUAAAGGCCGAUGAAGAUUUUGCAAGACAGUUGGCUAACGAAAGCUCUACUCCUCCCGUCAAAAAAGGUGUAACUCCAACUGUGGUUAUAGCACCCAGAUCACCACUUGAAUUUGAUGGGGACUCUGAUUAUGAAGGUAUUGGAUUGACAACAGCACCAUCUACUCUUAACAAACCAGAAGAAAACAAUACAGUUCCCUAUGUCAUUGGAGAUGAUGAUGAUUCCGACUCGGAUGACCUUGUUGAUAUUGAUGAAGACGAAUUAUUUGGCGUUCAGGAUGAAAAGAAAUCCAAGGAAGGACCCCUCUUAGAAAGUACUGCCAAGACUUCUACUCCAAAAUCACCUGAAAGCCCAGCUGAUACAGUUACUAAGCAAUAAUGUCAAAAUGUCUAUAAUAAAAGAGGGGGCACAAGUACGGAUUUUUUUUUUUUUUUUUU
This is a messenger RNA of Mucor mucedo, 1490 nucleotides long. RefSeq lists its product as uncharacterized. Gene Ontology annotation, biological process: ubiquitin-dependent protein catabolic process. Gene Ontology annotation, cellular component: cytoplasm. The coding region runs from base 88 to 1431 and encodes 447 amino acids. Gene Ontology annotation, molecular function: ubiquitin binding; ubiquitin conjugating enzyme binding. Lineage: Eukaryota; Fungi; Mucoromycota; Mucoromycetes; Mucorales; Mucoraceae. The record is from RefSeq and is a predicted model, not a curated record. The transcript has 5 exons.